CUCGCUUUCUGCUCUUGUUGGCGGUCUGCUGCCCGUGUGUCCCCUUGGCUUAAUCUUUGCCCGUGUGAGAUCUGAACCUUUUUUUCUUCUUCCCUCUCUGGCCCCCCCCUCCGUUGUUACCCUUUCUACUCCCCCCCCUAACCUCGGGCAAAGUGAGAAAAUUUCACCUUUUUCUCCGUUCCCUCUCCUCAGCUUUCCUUCUCUUCCUGGUUCCAUCACUUCCCUCACAUCUCCAUCAUAAUCCCCCGUGCCGGCCACUUGAAGGAGAUUUCGAUCUCACCUUUCGUUCAUCUCAUAUACUUUGAGAGAGCAACAACAAGUGAGAGAGAGUGUGUGUGAGAGCGUGGAAACUUCACCUCACCACCAUCACUGGCCAACCAACAAAAACAAAAACUAACACAAACCGCGAGAAAGCCACGCAUAACAAUGGCGACCCGUCAACGUACCUCGACCACCACGGUGGUCGAGAAGCCCCAGAAGAGCAAUGAGCCCGUCUUCCCUGACAUCCAGACCAUCAGGGACGCCAUCCCGGCUCACUGCUUCGAGCCCUCGCUCGUGACGUCCUUCUACUAUGUCUUCCGCGACCUCACCAUGGUCGCCGGCCUCGUCUGGGCCGCCCUCACCUACAUCCCCGCCAUCCAGGACCCCAUCUUCCGCGCCACCGCCUGGAUGGCCUACGGCUUCGUCCAGGGCCUCGUCUGCACCGGCGUCUGGAUUCUCGGCCACGAGUGCGGCCACGGCGCCUUCUCCAAGAACACAAAGAUCAACGACUGCGUCGGCUGGGUCCUCCACUCGUUCCUCAUGGUCCCCUACUUCUCCUGGAAGUUCUCCCACCACCGCCAUCACCGCUUCACCGGCCACAUGCAAAAGGACAUGGCCUUCGUCCCCGCCACCCAGCCCAAGCCCUCCCGCAAGCCCCUGUUCGGCAGCAUCGACCUCCACGAGCUCUUCGAGGACGCCCCCGUCACCCAGCUCAUCAACCUCAUCACCCACCAGCUCUUUGGCUGGCAGGCCUACCUCUUCUUCAAUGCCACCGCCGGCAAGGGUAGCCUGCAGCGCGAGGUCAACGGCCUGGGUCGCUGGCUGGGCGUCAGCCACUUCGGCCCCACCAGUGCCGUCUUCCGCCCCAAUGAGGCCAUCUUCAUCGCCAUCUCGGAUAUUGGUCUGGCCAUCACCUUCUCCGCUCUGUACAAGGCUGCCCAGGUCCUUGACGUCUCCACCGUCAUGCUCCUCUACGCCGUUCCGUACUUCUGGGUCCACCACUGGCUCGUUGCCAUCACCUACCUGCAUCACAACCACCCCGAGGUCCCUCACUACAACGAGGAAGGCUGGACCUUUGUCAAGGGUGCCCUUGCCACCGUCGACCGUGAGUUUGGCUUCAUUGGCAAGCACCUGUUCCACGGCAUCAUUGAGAAGCACGUCGUCCACCACCUCUUCCCCCGCAUUCCUUUCUACAAGGCCGAUGAGGCGACUGAGUCCAUCAAGCCUCUCCUCGGCGACCUCUACCACCGUGACGACCGUAGCUUCAUGGGCCAGCUCUGGUCCGUCUUUGGCUCCCUCAAGUAUGUCGAGCAGGACCCCAACUGCAAGGGUGCUAUGAGAUGGGCCAAAUAGACAUGGGUUGGCAUAGCUCUACGGUCUAAAGUUGCAUCUUGUCUUCCUGGACGGGAUAGGCAGAAAAAGAGAGAAGUGAGAGUCAUAGAAAUAGACUUUUUUUUUUUUAUAGACUCUAGAACAGAUUUUCAGAGUUUUGAUAGAGCGGAGCGCGCGCGCGGAGUUGCGGAGAGUAU
Messenger RNA from Colletotrichum destructivum, 1790 nucleotides. Its product is annotated as Putative fatty acid desaturase domain-containing protein. The transcript is spliced from 4 exons. Gene Ontology annotation, biological process: unsaturated fatty acid biosynthetic process. The record is from RefSeq and is a predicted model, not a curated record. The coding region runs from base 427 to 1614 and encodes 395 amino acids. Gene Ontology annotation, molecular function: oxidoreductase activity. NCBI's taxonomy places the organism in Eukaryota, Fungi, Ascomycota, Sordariomycetes, Glomerellales, Glomerellaceae.